CUUAAUGUCCUUAAUCGGACAGCGCUGUUCUUUUAUGCAGCUUUCUUUAGCUGGUCGAAUGGAUUCAUCAAAUUUAUUCGGCGACAAUAUAUUGGAUCUUUAUUUCGGUAGUUCCAAGAAGAGAUCAGGCGCCCGAGGUAUGAUGAAGUGGUUGCAGACACUGCUGUUGCUCCAGCUCAUGAUUGCAGCCAUUGUUUGCGACGAUCCUGACGUAGAGCAGGCGAUCGCCGAAAGUCCAGGACACAAUUCCAAUGUUCGAUUUAAAAGCUCAGCCAUACCGAAUACAUCGCCCAUACAUUUCCCAGUUGAUAGUACAACAAGAAAAGGCCAUCCACUGGAGUAUGUUUUCACGUCGAAGCUCAAAUCAUUUGACGAGAAUGCGGUCAAUCGUAUGAGCCCAUUGCGGUUCAAUGACGCACUGAACGGUUCUUUCAACAAUGAACUCCACCGUGAGAUUGGAAAUACAUCUUCACAAAGCUUGUCGCUUUUGGAAACAGCGGGAUUCCUUCCCGAUUGUAAAGGCUUAAUAGCUUCUGAGCAAAGCAAACGCUUCUUCUACAGUCGUCUAGAAGCCACAGAUGCUUGCUUCAUCCAGUUUGCAAUCGAUUUCGAUAACAAAACUGUUCGUUUGAACUUUACCAGGGAUGCCUUUCUAGCUAAAGUCUGGUUUUGGUCAUACACGUCUGUCGGAGGAAAGCAUCCUUAUCUAAACUGGCCCAUUGACCACGGCGUCUUGUCAUUUGGCCUUCUGUCCUACCGAACCGCCAGUGUACCUUUCGUUAAGUUAAUGGUCAAUCCACCACAAAAAGAAGUAUGCAAAAUAACACUCGGGACACAAGAUGCCUCUAUGCUGAUAUCCGAGGCGCUUGCCGAAGUUAUCCACAGUGUUUCCAAAAAUAGCUACAACAAGUUCCCCGUGAAUUACUUUUGCUACCUGGCAGAGGCGCCCGGAAUAAGAGACUCGGUGGUCUACUAUUUAGCGUUGUACACAGGUUUUCCGGUGGCUUUCAUCAACUACAAAUGCUGCACAUCGAUAUACUUCUUUAGCAACAACUCAUUCGUGCAAGACUGUUCUGAGCUUCAAAUGAAAAAAUGGAACCAAUCGGUGAUCGGACCCUACAUUUUAGGAGUGGUCAUCGCAGUGUACUUUCCAAUUUUAUUGUUCCGUUUAAGUGCAUGGCUUUCUGAACACGAACCUGUAUCGGAGAAUGCAGACGGUGACCGAGCCGAACUUUUGGACUUCAGUGCUGAUAACGAGAACUCUGAUUGGAUGUUUCUAGACGGACGAUCUCCUCUGACCGUAUCGGAUGUUUUGGGAUCUCCCUUCACUGGGAUAAAGCGUAAAUACCCCUACGCCUUGUCUAGAGUGCGACGGUUGCUGUUGUUGAUUCUUGGACCCAGUGUGAUUGUUAUUCAAAUACUUAUGUACCAGAAAGGCAUCGGGGUAAAGGAGCAUACAAUUACCGUUUCUGAUCUGGCUAUGCAGGGCACACCCAUGGGCUUUUUGUCAGUACUUGCCCACUCUAAAGAUCGUGCUAAAGUGUUUGUCCCAUUGUUAGGCGGGCCGUUUGCAGUAUUUGGCGUAUACUUUGCUUUAGGGAUUGCGUUUCUCGUUGUUCCGAGAAGUUUGAAGGCUGUUACUGAAAGUGGUUUGCCGGUCACUUUCAAAUACUCCCCGCUAUUUCUGGGAACCGAGGACAUACUCACGCUCGCCCUUUUCAGAACAAAUGCCGCUCCUGGCUACGACAAAGCUGCAAGCCUCUGUAAGGCCAGCUUUAGCAUGCUUUUUGUCAAUGGAUUUUGGUCUAGGGUAUGGGAAAUCCAGAAACAACGAUUUGAUAUUUUUGGUAACCGCACAUUUCUAAACAUGCUCUUACGAAUAUUUGUGUAUCCUCUUUUGGCUUGUUUUUGCCUUACCGAAAUAGUGAUAUGCAUAGUAUACAAUGCAGUACCACUGUUUAGGUUCGUCGUCAUCAUGGUAAAGGGAGUAUCUUUAUCCUUUCUGAACAAAAUGAGCUGUUACAAUUACUUCUUUCGAAAUGGUUUAACAACUUUCGUAGCUAUUGUUAUUGUUUUUGCAAUGUUUAUAUGCUUUGUAUAUUGCGCUCUUCUAAUUUUUGUUCAAAGUUUCACAUUUAUUUGCCAGAUUAUAAUGUUCUGCUUGGUUGCUGUUAUUGUUUACCCAUCGGUCGCAUUCGGAUAUCUCUUCUUUGUGGUGGUUCUUGUCUAUUAUCUGGUCCAUCUUGUACGCGACUUCGGCGACGGGUACCUCGUCCUAUUAUCCACGGUGGUAGAGCAAUCGGUGAUUCUAGAACGUAAUUUGAAUCAUGUAUCAGUACAGGAAGAUCGGCUUGUGAUUUCUAACCUGAGAAUUACAGGAAUACGGUCCAUUCAUAUCAACGAUACGGUUCUUGACACGCCGCACAAUGUUCUCAGCGCCAUAACGCGUGCGUCAACACCGUCAAAAACCAAGACUGUUGCUAACACCCAAGGAAUCCCCAAAAAGCUGUUCUGGAACGUUGUAAAACAGUUUCGCCCGGUCCAUAGAGAAAUUCUUUCAUUAGUAUUUCAUAUCACAGUAAUUGUAGCGUUUGUUGGGAUGACCCGAGACAUAACAUCUUCGUUCGCUCCCGGUCCCACUUCGGAGAUCUCUGAGGUCAUGCACGUGGUGUUUGUCGUCAUCAUCGGAGCGCUGCCACGUGUUCUGGAACUAGCGAUGACGAACGAGAGCGGAAUAGUCAAGAAAGAGAUCCAUGAGCGGGAGAUAGAACAACACAUUAUACAAUACUGGCAAGAGGAACGUAAGGCAGAACAUGCCAUAAUACGACUAUAAAAACUAAACGAGACUGAACAUUAUGGCAUAGCCUGUUCCAAGAUUCAAAUAUUGUUUUUUUAUGAUUGUAUUAAGAUAUUUUUUUUGUUAAGGAAAAUAAUAUAUAAGGAUGUCCUAAAAGUAGCCGAAGCAAAUAUUGUAGUAUAACGUAGAAAUCAACAAUUCGCCGGUAUGGUCAUUUUGCGUAUGAAAUACCACGAUAAUUUGUUACCUGUAAGGUAUAAAUAUACAUGUAAGUUAAAAAAUAACGAAACAAAAGUAUCACCAAGGGGUAUAAAAUAUAUGACAUGUAUGAGUGAAAAACAUGUUGGAACACAAUUGGGGAUUAUUGAAUAUACGCAUAUUAAAUUUUAAAGUAAAAAGGCAACCAAAGAACAACAAUACAUGUUUAUGUAUUAACCCAUUAAUGCCUAGUGGACUCUCCCAUCCGUCUACAUUGGAUCAAUUUAUUUCCAAAAUUGGGGAUGUCUAGUAUAUUUAUUUCUAUAUUUAGAAUAUUUCUUAAAGAAAUUCAUUUAAGCAAACAGCGCAGACCCAAAUGAGACGCCGCAUCAUGCGGCGUCUCAACUGGGUCUACGCUGUUUGCCAAGGCCUUUUUUCUAUGCGCUAGGCAUAAAUGGGUUACAUGUUAAAGUAAAAAGGCAACCAAAGAACAACAAUACAUGUUUAUGUAUUAAACAUAUAAAAUUGUCAUUUUAAUUUAAAAUAUGUAAUAUUUCGAUUAUUAUUUAAAAAUAAUGAUAAUAAUACAAAAGUAAUGCAAAAUUUAGCUGUCAUCUUCUAAACAGGUAUUCAAUAAUAGGGGAAAAAGUCAAAAUGCAAGUAAAUGUUCGAAAAGUAAAUUCAAUAACUGUUGGUACUUGUUAUGCCAUUGUUCACAUCUUAACAUGCAAAAGUUUAGUUUUCACAUAUUUAUAUUUGUAUUAUGUCAUUUUGGGGACUAAAAUAACAUCCAGCCAUGUUUUAAAUAAAAAAGAAACAAAACCUGUUCGGAAAUACUGAUAUUAAAUUUUGUAUUGUUCAUUUUAUUACAAGCCAAUUUUUAGAGUUUGUUUGUACACUCGGGACAAGUAAUUUAACGUCGGUCUAUGUUUAACUUUUGACAAAUGUGAGGGUGAUAUUAACUGUGUGUUUUUUAUAGUCAAUUAAUUGUUUUCUAAUCAGCGUUGUAACGCAUGAGUAAGCAUAUAAUGACAACAGUUCUUAAUACCACAUUAUAAAACGUAGUGUGAAGUCAGAAAAUCAUAUGUACAUCAUAUGUUAAAGUUUGUCGAAUAUUGGUAUUUAAAAUCAACAGUAGGCAUGUCCAGUUCUCUAGAAGUCUGUGGGUUUGCAGAGGUCCCCUACAAGGGGUUUGUAGAGGUCCCUAAAAUGGGGUUUGCAGAGGACCCCUACAAGGGGUUUGCAGAGGCCCCUUACAAGGGGUUUGCAGAGGUCCCCUACAAGGGGUGUGCAGAGGUCCCCUAUGAGGGGUUUGCAGGGGUCCCCUAUAAUAGGUUUGCAGAGGUCCACUACAAGGGGUUUGCAGAGGUCCCCUACAAGGGGUUUGCAGAGGUCCCCUUAAAGGGGUUUGUAGAGGUCCCCUAUAAUGGGUUUGCAAAGGUCCCCUACAAUAAGUUUGCAGAGUUACCUAUGAUGGUUUGCAGAGGUCCCCUAUAACGGGUUUGCAGAGGUCCCCUAUAACAGAUUUGCAGAGGUCCCCUAUAAUGGGUUUGCAGAGGUCCUCUAUAAUUAGUCUGCAGAGGUCCCCUAUAAUGGAUUAGCAGAGGUCCUCUACAAUGGGGUGCAGAGGUCCCUUACAAUGAUUUGCAGAGGUCCCCUAUAAUUGGUUUGCAGAGGUCUCCUAUAAUGGGUUUGCAGAGUUCCCCUAUUAUGGCUUGCAAAGGGCCCCUAUAAUUGGUUGCAGAGGUCCCCUAUAAUGGGAAUGCAGAGGUCCACUAUAAGGGGUUUGCAGAGGUCCCCUAUAUGGGGUUUUCAGAGGUUCCAUAUCAGGGGUUUGCAGAGUUCCUCUACAAUAGAUUUGCAGAAGUCCCCUAAAAUGGGUUUGCAGACGUCCCCUAUAAUGGGUUUGCAGAGGUCCUCUUCAAUGUUUUGCAGAGGUCCCGUACAAUGGUUUGCAGAGGUCCCCUAAAUUGUUUUGCAGAGGUCACCUAUAAUGGGUUUGCAGAGGUCCCCUAUAAUGGGUUUGCAGAGGUCCACUACAAGGAGUUUACAGAGGCCCACUACAAGGGGUUUGCAGAGGUCCCCUAUAAGAGAUUCGUAGAGGUCCCCUAUAAUGGGUUUGCAGAGGUCCACUACAAGGGGUUUGCAGAGGUCCACUACAAGGGGUUUGCAGAAAUCCCCUAUAAGAGAUUUUUAGAGGUCACCUAUAAUUGGUUACCAGAGGUCCCCUAUAAUGGGUUUGCAGAUGUCCCGUAUAUUGGGUUUGCAAAGGUCCCCUAUACUGGGUUUGCAGAGGUCCCUUACAAUGAUUUGCAGAGAUCCCCAUAUUAUUGGUUUGCAGAAGUCCCCUAUAAUGCGUUUUCUGAAGUCGUCUGCGAGGGGUUUGCAGAGGUCCCCCAAGAUUUGUUUGCAGAGGUCCACUAUAAUGGGUUUGCAGAGGUCCCCUACAAGGGGUUUGCAAAGAUCCCCUAUAAUUGGUUUUCAGAGGUCCUCUACACUGUUUUGCAGCGGUCCCCUACAAAGGUUUGCAGAGGUCCCCUAUAAUGGGUUUGCAGAGGUCCCUCAUAAUGGGUUUGCAGAGGUCUCCUGCAAGGGGUUUGCAGAGGUCCCCUACAAAGGGUUUGCAGAGGCUCCCUACAAGAGGUUUGCAGAGGUCCCCUAUAAUGGAUGUGAAGAGGUCCCCUACAAUGUUUUGCAGAGGUCCCCUAAAAUGGUUUGCAGAGGUCCCCUAUAAUGGGUUUGCAGAGGUCCCAUUACGUUUGUGAGAAAUAAUAAUAAAAACUACUAAAAAAACUGCAGCUUUAGCGGGAAAGAAUAUGACCAUCGUCGUUUAACGUGUUAAUAAUGACGUCAUGAGUAUGCGCACUUUAUAUUUGUAAACAAUGUUUUUCGCUGUUUGUGUUGCAUUAAGUGUUUAAAAUAUAUUACAUCUUGGUAUCAAA
Molecule: messenger RNA, 5937 nt
Organism: Dreissena polymorpha
Lineage: Eukaryota; Metazoa; Mollusca; Bivalvia; Myida; Dreissenidae
Exons: 2
Coding region: 5-2833 (942 amino acids)
Source: RefSeq, a predicted model, not a curated record